Messenger RNA from Diabrotica balteata, 840 nucleotides. NCBI's taxonomy places the organism in Eukaryota, Metazoa, Arthropoda, Insecta, Coleoptera, Chrysomelidae. The record is from the annotation of a GenBank genome assembly.
AUGUUCUUUACAGGAAAAAACAAUUGGUCGAGACGGUUUUGUUCGAAGUUCGAUGCCAAUAAAUCAACAAAAGGAGCCAGCAAAUUGAGGAGGGAUCUAAUUAAUGCAGAAAUAGCAAAUUUACGUGAAUUAUUGCCAUUACCGCCAUCGACGAGGCAACGACUUUCUCAACUACAACUUAUGGCACUUGUGUGUGUUUACGUCAGAAAGGCUAAUUAUUUUCAACAAGCUGAAUUUAACAAUAUGAGUGGAGCUAACCAACAACCGCCGAAUUCACCACGCCCUCAACAAAAUGAAGGGGCAGACAUUCCGGUAAUUCCUCCAGGGGAAAAUCCAGUUGCUCAAAUGCAAAUUCCAGUUCCCGAAGAACAAAAUCCAGUUAUUCCCGAACAAAUGGUGAUACCUCAGCAAAAUCCAGUUGUUCAACAACCAAGACGAGUUAUUGCUCAGCAACCAAGACCAGUUAUUGGUCAGCAACCAAGACCAGUUAUUGGUCAGCAACCAAGACCAGUUCGGCAUAAUCCAGUUCGUUUUCCUCGACUUCCCAAUCCUCAUUAUCGUUUAAGAAAUGGGUAUAGAAUCCAUCCACAAAUUUUUGCCCUUCAAGAUGCAGUUCGUAUGGGAGAGGCCAGCGGCGUUCGCCCUCGUUUACCGAGAAGCAAUUUAACAAUGAGAAGCUACAGACCACCAAUGGCAGCAGAAAAUCCAGGAAUCAUCGGAGAUGACCGUAACAACCCCCUGGCUAGAGCAAUCCAUCCACGUAGACAGGAGCAGGCAGCUCCUCUACAACAGGAGCCUAAUCUGGUCAUAGUGGAAUCCGAUUCAAGCGAUGAGGAUUAA